This is a messenger RNA of Echinostoma caproni, 648 nucleotides long. The record is from the annotation of a GenBank genome assembly. NCBI's taxonomy places the organism in Eukaryota, Metazoa, Platyhelminthes, Trematoda, Plagiorchiida, Echinostomatidae.
AUGUUUCACGGGAAUAAUUCAAAGCUUCGUCAUUUGUAUGCGUGUCUUGUCUGUAGAAGAAAUGAUCAGCUAGCAAAAACCACUCCUGCGGCUGACAGAUACGGUGUUGCAUUCAGUGUACUUUCGGAUUUCUAUUUCGUUGAUAUACAUCAAUUACUAAAGCCUACCAACGAGGGGCCAGGUGUCUCCGUAUAUGGACAAUGUUGCCUGUUACUCCUGGUUCUAGCGAUGGGCUUGCGCUUGAAAUGCAGAAUAUUUAUGGCCGCCGCCUUCAGUUUGCCAUCUUGCAUGCAUUACUGCGUGGUUGAGCUCACUCAGCCUCUUAUUGAUGAUUCUGUGCUCAGUCUGUCUUCGUUCGGAGGGUUGAAUAUGGAUUCUGAAAAUCAACCUCUAACACCUAUUCGUCAGUUUCGCCCAACGAAGGCUCCAGUCACCUGUCCUCCCGGUCGCCGUCAACCAAUGGUAUUCUCCAAUCGCUUCGGUCAAUCUGAUGCCUCUUCGGAGGAAAGUGGUACACUCGGAACUGACUGUUUGACACCAACACUGUGUUCUCCGCGUCGACUGAGGGGUCCGUGGAACGCUGCGGAAAGGCGGCUAAACGCAACUCAACCUGCUAUGAUCGAUAUCGUGGAUAUGUCUGNUCGUUAA